UAAAUAAUUAUUUGUCAAUAAGAUACAUGAUCAUGUUUUACUAAAUUGAUGGACUGAAAAUUUUUGAUUGAAAGGAUAAAGUUUAAGAAGAAAAUGUGUUAAAGAAGAUGGAACAUGAUAAAGAAAAGGAAGAAGACGAAGACGAAAAAGAUAAACAAAAUGAGGAAGAGGAUAAAAAGAGAGAUAGAAAACCGAAACUGUGACAACAAAGAAAAUAUUCAAAAGGAAAUGUAAAUCAAUAUGGUGAGCUGAUUAUCCAAAUCGAGGAGAAAAAAAGAAAAACAAAUAAUUAAUAUGUAACUCUACAAGUAACGUUAUUGAACUUGAAAGAUUUCAGGAUUAAAUCAUGUGGUCAGGAACAGUUGGUCUUGUUAAUGGUCAACACAAAUAUCUAACUGCUGAAACCUUUGGAUAUAAAAUUAACGCCAAUGGAGUUGCUCUUAAAAAGAAGCAGCAAUGGUCAAUUGAACCUUUCCCUUUAUCCGGUGGGUCAACUGUUGGUUCCAAUGGGGCAAAUGGAACCGCUGCUGCCGCUGCGGGUUCGCUCGAUGAAUUAGCUGAACUUGAAAUUGUCGCUCUAAAAUCGCAUCUUGGUUGUUACCUUGAGGUUGACAAUUUUGGAAAUGUAAUCUGUGAAAACAAGGAACGAUCGGAAGGAGCCCGUUUCAUCAUCAACAUUUGUGUCAUGUCCAAUGAGAAGGGAGUCUCUUCGAUUUACUGGGCUUUUCGAAAUUCUCGAGGCUACUAUUUAGGUGCCACCGGUGAUGGAAUGACCUGUUGCGUCGCUAAACAACCUCAAUCACGAGCAGAACUUUGGCACGUUCACCUUAUACCCGCUCGAGGUGCUACCAUGUUCGCCCUUAAAUCGGUUGGCCGUAAACGUUAUGCACGAACCCAAGUAACUUCGGAGAACGGCCCUAACGGUACCAAUAACAAUAACAACAACAACAACAUUAUCAAUAACAAUAAUAAUGUUAACAGUAAAAUCAAUGACCCAUCAGCUGUUGAUGAACAGGUACAAGUUGAUGCGACAACACCUUGGGGAUCGGAGACAUUGUUUCAAUUUAAAUACUAUGAAAGCGGACGAUAUGCCCUUUUAACCUCAACCUGUAAAUAUUUAACCUCAGAGGGUAAUUGUAUUGAAUUUAAGGCUGGAUCAAGUGCUAACGGUUCAGGUACCAACGGAGUUGCCGCUAAGAUUGCUGGUUUUACCAAUGGUUCGGGUUCAUCUGGACCUUCAUCUUUGGCCUCAACUUUUCCCGUUCUACCACCGGCUGAAUGUCUUUUCACCAUUGAAUAUCAUGGCGGUUUCAUUGCUUUCCGUGAUAUAAAUGGCCGUUAUUUAGCUGGAACUGGACGUGCUUCCGUACUACGAACUCGAUCCAAUAAUGUUUCUCGUGAUGAACUGUUCACCUUUGAAGAAGCACCAAUUCAGAUCGCACUUCGAGCCGAUUUCAACAAUAAAUGGGUCAGCGUUAAACAAGGAGUUGAUUUAUCUGCCAAUCAGAAUGAAAUUACUACUCAAUUUGAAACCUUUCAACUUCAAUACGAUAAAAGUAACGACACUUGGCACAUAUUGACCAAAGACGGAAACUAUUGGGCUCUUGGUGCCGCUUCAACCAUUCAGGCCUCAUCACGGGAUGAGAAAUCUGGCCUACACUUUAAAUUGAAGUGGAACGAAGAUGGAACAUGUUCAAUUCUGUUGUCCAGCGACCCAGGAGCUCAUGAAGGUGACAUGAAAUGGAUCUGUAAUCGUAAAUCGGGUCAACUUUGCACUGGAACUUCUGAUCCGGUCAAAUUUUACCUAAUGUUCUGUAAUCGAACCUCACUUAACCUAAGAUCUAUUUCGGGAAGCGGUUUUAUUGGACUUAAAGGUCCAGGCUCGGGUAAACUGGAAUCGAGUAAAACUUGUCCCGAUUCAAUUAAAGUUGAAUAUUGUUCAGCUGAAGGUAACGGUGAUUCCGAUGAUACCGCUCCCUUUAAUUGCUGCUUCUUCAAGAUGCCGGCCAACAACAAGUACUGGUCAAUUGUUGACGCUGGUUCGGUUGCUUGUGACUCGACCUCACCCACUUGCGCUCAACGUUGGGUCAUGGAACUACGAACUGGCUCAUGUAUUGCCAUUCGAGCUUACGAAAAUGGCUCUUACUUAACCCUCACCGGUCAAGGGGCCAUUCAGGUGGCCAAUGUCUCACCUAAAGACGCAACUCUAUGGGAAUUUUAAUUGCUACUCUUUUAAACUUUUUUUCCAUGUCUUUUCAUUUGAAUAAUAUGAUUAACUAAUCAACUUGAAAAGAUGAUGAUUUAGUUUCCAAAUGUGAUUCCAAUGAAACAAAAAAAGAAAACAAUUAACGAAAUUGCCAAAAUUAAUCAAUUUACUUAAAAAAUUUUCACAUCUUUUGCAAUUAAAAACAAUCCAAACAACAAUUUAAACUUUUAAAAGUCAUCAGGAUUUAAUAUUAACAUUUAACUGAACUUUCUUAAUUAAUCAACUUCAAUCUCCAUCAUGAUUAUAAUUGAUAGGCAACAAUUUAAUUCUCCCCUUACAUUUGUACUUUCAUAAUUUUGGCCAAUCAAGUCAAUAACAAAAAUUAAUAACCUUAAUUGUAAUCAUUUGGUUAGCUGAAACAAUCAAGACAAUUUAAGUCUCAUUUAUAUUGAUCAACUUUUUUUCACUGAUUUUUUUUACUUGUAUUGUCAUAAUUUAAGUUUGAAUAAUCAAUUAAACAUAAUAAUGAUAAUUAAAUUUGA
Molecule: messenger RNA, 2748 nt
Organism: Panonychus citri (citrus red mite)
Lineage: Eukaryota; Metazoa; Arthropoda; Arachnida; Trombidiformes; Tetranychidae
Gene: singed
Product: protein singed-like
Molecular function (GO): protein-macromolecule adaptor activity; actin filament binding
Source: RefSeq, a predicted model, not a curated record